AAACUAAACAAUCGUUUACUUCCGGUAUGUUAGCUACUAGCAUUCAUCUACAAAUAAGACUCAAAUAAAUGUUCUUUUUAGCCAGAUGACUAAACGAUAUGAUGGCAGGGAGAAAAAGAAAGAUGCUAGCAUUGACAGCAGCAGCAGCAGCACCUGAACAAGCAGCAGGUAAACAUGAAAACCGGACGGAUUUAAAGGUUGCACCUGCCAAGGUGAAGUGUGAAAGUGAGCAAAGUCAUUAUUUCAUGCAGACUGACCUGCAGCAGCAGCUCAGACUGAGAGAGCACUUCUUCAACCAAUCCUGCAUCAGUCUGGCUAAAGCCUUCCUCGACAAGGUGUUGGUCCGCAGGUGUGCAGACGGCACUGAGCUACGGGGGAGAAUAGUGGAAACUGAAGCCUACCUUGGAGGGGAGGACAAAGCUUCACACUCAGCAGGAGGCAAACGCACCAAGAGAAACACAGCCAUGUUCAUGAAGCCCGGCACAAUCUAUGUGUACUCAAUCUAUGGCAUCUACCUCUGUAUGAACGUGUCUAGUGAAGGGGAGGGUGCUGCCGUGCUGCUGCGCUCCCUUGAGCCCCUGGAGGGUCAGCCCGUCAUGAGGCAGCUGAGAGCAGCCAAACGCAAAGAGGGAGCCCGGCAACUGAAGGACAAAGAGCUCUGCAACGGGCCUUCGAAGCUGUGCCAGGCUCUAAAUAUACCCCACUGUUUUGACCGUCGAGACCUAGCCUCAGACCCAGAGGUGUGGCUGGAGAAGAACCCCAACACAAAUCAAGUAGAACCCCACAAUAUAGUAGCAGCACCGCGCAUUGGAAUAGAGUCUCACGGGGAAUGGGCCAAGAAGCCCUGGCGGUUCUAUCUUCGUGGGCACCCGUGUGUUAGCGUAGUGAACAAAGAGGCAGAGAGACAGUCUGGAAAUGUAAUGAACAAUUUAGGUCCCUCAGAUGUGCAGUCUGACUCAGGACACACAAUGUCAAAGGGACGUAACGGGAAUAUUCCUGAAACUACUCUGCCAUCUGUUCCCUUUGUGGACUUCUCCAUUUAGGCAGUAUAAAAACACAAGAGGAGAAUCAAGAUGGUAGAAUAACCUCCACGACUGGUUCAAUGUCUACAUUCCAAUUUGCAUAAACUAUACAAAAGGGUUUUCAUUAAUUUUGUAAUCUGCAGCUUAUUUUGACAGUGUAUUUACUAGAGCUGUCAAUCGAUUAAAAUAUUUUACCGCGA
Molecule: messenger RNA, 1222 nt
Organism: Sebastes umbrosus (honeycomb rockfish)
Lineage: Eukaryota; Metazoa; Chordata; Actinopteri; Perciformes; Sebastidae
Gene: mpg
Product: N-methylpurine DNA glycosylase
Exons: 3
Coding region: 99-1043 (314 amino acids)
Biological process (GO): base-excision repair
Molecular function (GO): alkylbase DNA N-glycosylase activity; DNA binding
Source: RefSeq, a predicted model, not a curated record